AUGACGGUCAUGCAGAUUUUUUCCGCGACCGGCUGUGAUAUGAUAGGACUUCAGGAGACCCGACGAGAGGGGCAAGGUUCAAUUGCACACGACGGGUACGUGAUCAUUUGGAGUGGCGCCCGUGCUGGCACCAAGGACAAGAGGGGCGUACACGGUGUGGGCAUAGCGAUCAAGGAGGCCAUGUGGGAGAGUGGGGGCGAGGAAGGUAGGACGGUGGAGUGCAUUAGCCCGAGGCUGAUGAAGGUGCGUCUACAAAUUGGCCGCACCUGCGGAGUAACUUUCGUGGUGGGGUACGCCCCCACGGAAACUGUCCGCACCACCGCGGGCGGUGGUGUUGACGCCAAGGACUCUUUCUGGACUGCUCUCGACGCAGCGAUCCGGGAGGCUCACAGCCGUGACCAUCUCGUGNAGAACCGAGCUCUGCAGAGAUGGAUUGAUGCGAGAAAACUCGCCGCUCAAAAAAUACGGAAGAAAGCACACCCGCAACGCGAGGCGGACCGAGCGACACACGAGACCGCAGCGGCCGUCAAGGCGGCUGCGAAGAAGACGGAACCAGAGGGCGACCGAUCUUUCUGCACGUUCAACGCACGCUCGCCUACAGCGGAGACCCAACGAGAGCGGCAAGGUUUAAUUGCAAACCACGGGUACGUGAUCAUCUGGAGUGGCGCCCGUGCUGGCACCCAAGGACAAGAGGGGGGUAAAGGUGUGGGCAUAGCGAUCAAGGAGGCCAUGUGGGAGAGUGUGGGCGAGGAAGGUAGGACGGUGGAGUGCAUUAGCCCGAGGCUGAUGAAGGUGCGUCUACAAAUUGGCCGCACCUGCGGAGUAACUUUCGUGGUGGGGUACGCCCCCACGGAAACUGUCCGCACCACCGCGGGCGGUGAUGUUAACGCCAAGGACUCCUUCUGGACUGCUCUCGACGCAGCGAUCCGGGAGGUUCACAGCCGUGACCAUCUCGUGAUGCUAAUGGACGCCAACGCACGUACUGGUAGGAGGCGAGACGGGUGCUGCGAUGCCAAGAUUAUGGGCGCGUACGGACGCGACAUUAUGAACAACAACGGGGAACGACUCCUUGGACUGGCGUCAGACAACCAACUCUCCCUGACCAACACCUACUCCCGGACACCGAAAGGUGGAGUGCAGCACGCAUUCCAGAGCUCCAACAAGGGAAAGGAGAAUUACCGCCUCGACUUCAUCUUCAUGCGUCAGACGGACCGGCGUUUCGUGCGUAAUGUCUCCGUCACUCGUGUCAACUUCAAGGACUCUGACCACAACCUCGUGCUUACGACUGUCCGCUUCCCCCCCUGUGUCGCACCAACCCGACAAGAGCGGGGGAACAGCGGAAACAGCCGGAUCCGUAUCGACCUCGAGCGGACCUCCAGCCGCCCUCCGCCCACGGCGCUCAGGCGGCCAACGGGAGAGACCGCCGCCGAGCUGACGGCUACGGUGAUGUCGGCCGCUGCUGAGACCGCGCCGCUGGCGAGGUGCGCACGAGGGCAGAGAGGCUGGUACACGAGCGAAGCGCAGCACGAGAUCUCUGACGCGUCGAAGGAGAUUAAGGCGGCCCAGCAGCAACUGCGCGGGGCCUCAAAGAACAGCGCCUGCGAGGCGACCCUGAAGGCGAUGCUCAAGGCGGCGCGGAAGAAGCGCAGCAUCGCGAGGUGGAGAGCACUGGAAAAGUUCUUCGAGGGCUAUGUACGGCAGCUCGAGAAGAAGAGCCGCGAGGGGGAUCAGGCGGGUUUUCACAGGCACAUGAAGAUGCUCGACGUAGAAGGUAAGAGGUCGUUCACCUCUCAAAACAUCAAGGACGAGGACGGCAAGGUCCUUCGGGACCCCACGUUUAUUCGCCAACGGUGGGCACGGUGGUUCCACAAGCUUCUCAACACCAAGUCGCCGACCAUCGACCUGCAUGCGGCUGACAAGGUCAAGCGGUGGCCCACGUGCGUGCCACUCGACGACAUCCCAUCUCUACUUGAGGUUGAGGAAGCGGUACGGGAAAUGGCCAACAGAAAGGCCGUCGGGCCGGACGACCUACCGGCUGAGCUGAUCAAGCUUUUCCUGGACGGAGAUCAAGGUCUCCUCCGCGAGUUCCACGCCAUUGUCGUGGACGUGUGGCAGACUGGGGACGUACCACAGCAGUGGAAGGAUGCCACCAUCAAAGUGCUGUUCAAGAAGGGGGACACGAUGGAGUGCGGCAACUACCGGGGCAUCUCGCUCGUCGCACACGCCGGCAAGGUGCUGCUUAAGGUCGUCGCUACACGACUGAGCCACUACUGCGAGCGAGAGGGCAUCCUCCCGGAGGAGCAGAGCGGUUUCCGCCAAAACCGGUCGAUGCUCGACAUGCUGUUCGCCAUCCAGCGGCUCCAUGAGCUCGCGAGGAAGAAGAGUACUGCGGUGUUCGCGUGCUUCGUCGACCUCACCAAGGCAUACGAUUCGGUAGACCGAGACCUAUUGUGGGACGUGCUCCGACGCUUCGGCGUGCCCCCGAAGAUGCUGGCGGUCAUUCGCCACUUCCACGAGGGCAUGAGGGCGCGCGUCCGAACGGACGACGGGCAGUACUCGGAAUGGUUCGACGUGGGCCAAGGCCUCCGACAGGGAUGCAACCUGGCCCCGCUGCUGUUCAACUUGUUCUUUGCCGCGAUGCUCAUGUUCGCCGUGGCCGAGUCGGCCGGGAAGAGGACGACGGUGGUGACGGACGCGGAGGCUCUGUGGGCCAUGCUCUACGCUGACGACGCGGCCAUCGUCUCGCGCUUGCCAGAGAGUCUCGAAAAGAUUAUGUCGGUCAUCGUGCGCGUGGCCGGCCUGUUCGAUCUGAUGGUGUCGGAGCCAAAGACGGAGAUCAUGUGCAUGCUGCCGAAAGGGAUCGAGGAACGCCCGUUCACGGUCAGCGCCGCCAGCCAGACGUACAAGCAGACAGAUCGGCUGCGAGGAAACCAUCGAGGCCACCGUGCGCAAACGGAGACUGUGUUUCGCGGGCUUUCUUUUGCGCAUGGAGGACAGCCGCUUUCCAAGCGCAUGCUGUUCGGAGCGAUGGCGGGGGGCGUGGGAUACCGGGACGGGCAGGAGACUGACUGGGUGUCUCGUCUCGGAGAGGACCUCGUGGCCUUCAACAUGGGAGACGAAACGGAAGGAGGCAAAGAGAAAGAGAGCGCCAAGGACGGGGAGGUGUGGAACAACAAGGUUGAGGACGGGGCGGCAUGGCUCAUGGGAAAUGGCAAAGGCAGGGGGCGGAAGCUUCCGCGAAGCGCCAGCGCGCGAGGGAAGCAGAAGCAGAGAGUGUACGGCCAUCUCACGACCGAAGAGAAAAGAGAGCCGGGGAAGCGGCGGUGGGGGGAAGAAACGGCGACCGGGUGCUGCUGCUGUAGAAGCGAGUAG
Ectocarpus sp. CCAP 1310/34 is the source of this 3372-nucleotide messenger RNA. The record is from the annotation of a GenBank genome assembly. Lineage: Eukaryota; Phaeophyceae; Ectocarpales; Ectocarpaceae.